CAUGAACUAUAUCAGCUACUUCUCCCAGGCAAACGCCCUGGCGAUGGCAUCACGCGCAGUCGUCGUAACGUGUCCAUCCGUUAUAACCAGUCUGUAAUCCCGGAGCAGCGACUUGUCAACAGACGGAGCAGGACGCGGAGGACAGAGGGAAGGAGGCAGACUGGAGAGGAGCUGGUAGGCGUAUCGCCUCCCGGGACAAACCGCGGCACAGUGUGAAAGUAACUGUGGGAGGGGGACGGAGAUGCUCACCAUAGCGGAUCAGAGCGCUUCUUAACGACAAGGGGACAUGGUUUGAGACUGGUUUCCCAGCGGGAUUUAUCAUCCUUUUCUCUGAAGCUUGCUUUUUUUUCCUGACCCCAUAACCUGUUUAUCUAUAAAGCAGCGCGCACUGUUGUCCGGCGUCUCUCCUUGGAGAGAAGAGAGAGAGAGAGAGGUCAAGACAAAGUCACUUCUGUGGCUGAAAAAGCGAGGAACGACCGUUUAACAAAGCUCAUCUGAUUCUGCAGUUUCUUUUCGACCCGUUUGCACUCUUAUUAUCCAAUUUCUUACACCGAAGCUGAUCAAUCAUCUACCGACCAACAACCGGAGAGGAUUAUUUUUCCCCAACCAAGUGCAGAUCAAAUGCAAAAGAGACGCGAAUGAGUGAAAUGUUAUGUGGGGUGCAGGGAUGACAGCUGCUGAAUGGGGGAGCAAAGAGCACCUUUAGGGGAGCUUAAAGUGGAGACCGGCCGUGCCCGAUUUCACCGAGUACACCGAGACGUUCCCUCACUCUCCCUGUUCCCUGCUUGUCCUCUUUAAGUAGACAUUGGAUACCAGCAACAUUAACCCCCUGACGGCUGGGUAUUUUCCUUUAAAUGACCGAUUAACGGAGUCUUAACGGAAACGCGGGGAGCCUGUGGAGACCAAAUGGGUGCGCAACGCGGCGGUGCGCCGGUUUAACGGCGUUUUUUUUUUCUUCCACGCUCACACUUCUGUCCCAGUGGAUCAGCGGCGGACACUGGAUUUGUGUAGGUUAUAAGCUGCCACCGGUACCCGCACCCGGGCUUUCUAUGCAAACUCAACGGGAACUAAAUUGAAACGCUUCGCUUGCCCCAUCAUCACUCCAGGAGCCCCGCACAGCGCGGUCAGCUUUGCGCGGCGCAAGACCAAAAAGAAAAGUGGAUAUAAUUUCUUACUUUGGUUUGAGAAAUUGUUUGACCAGGAGAAGGAUUAUUUAACAAAUUCUUUACCGAGUGGAGUUCUUCACUUGGUUUGGCAAGGUGGGGGAGAUAACCGGAGGAGAAACAGCCUCUACCUAACCGGAGAGGAGGAGAGGGGGACGCGCAGAUCUUUGGAUCCAUCUCCCUGGGCCAUAUCUCUCUUUUCAGCCCGUCUACCACUCACAAUGUGUCUUCAUGUUGAAUCUAAAUAAAUCACAGCACACCAGCUAGAGUUGCCCUGUUCCCAGUGGAGGAUAAUGGAACGGCUGUGGUUCUCUCUGCUGUUGCUGGCAGCAGCAUGCAGGGGACAGCCGUGUCCGAAACGCUGUAUGUGCCAGAGCCUUUCUCCGUCGCUCGCUAUCCUCUGUUCCAAGACAGGCUUGCUCUUUGUUCCUGCUGCCAUUGACCGACGCACCGUGGAGCUACGGCUUCAAGAGAACUUCAUUACAGCUGUCCGAAGAAAGGACUUUGCCAACAUGACCAGCCUGCUACAUCUGACAUUGUCCAGAAACACCAUCAGUCAGAUUCUGCCCUCGGCUUUCACUGACCUGCGGCGACUCAGAGCACUCCACCUAGACUCUAAUAGAUUAACUGUGAUCAAGGAUGACCAUUUCAAAGGCCUGACCAACCUUCGUCACCUGAUUCUGGCCAACAACCAGCUCCACUCAAUAUCUCCCCAUGCCUUUGAUGACUUCCUGUCCACACUGGAGGAUCUCGACCUCAGUUAUAACAAUCUUGCCCAAGUGCCCUGGGACACAAUUGGGCGUCUAACCAAUGUCAAUACCCUAAAUAUGGAUCAUAAUCUCAUAGAAAAUGUUCCCCAAGGAGUAUUUACCAACCUACACAAACUGGCCAGGCUAGACAUGACAUCCAACAAGCUGAAGAAAAUUCCCCCGGACCCGUUGUUCCUGAGAAUUCCAGUUUAUGCCAAGUCCAAAGGCUCCCCCCUCUCCUCCCUGGUGUUGAGUUUUGGUGGCAACCCCCUUCACUGUAACUGUGAACUUCUGUGGUUGAGAAGACUGACCAGAGAAGAUGACCUGGAGACAUGCGCCUCUCCCCCUGAUCUCAGUGCCAAGUACUUCUGGACAAUACCUGAAGAGGAGUUUAUCUGUGACCCACCAGUUCUGACCCGUAAGUCACCUCAUACAGUGGCUAUGGAAGGACAGCCCGCCAGCCUGAAAUGCAAAGCAAAUGGUGACCCAGAGCCUGAAGUACACUGGAUCAGCCCUGAAGGUCGACUUAUAUCUAAUGGCUCUAGAACGAUGGUUUUCCCUAAUGGAAGCCUGGAGAUCAAUGUAACAUCCCUGAAGGAUUCAGGAAACUUCACCUGCAUUGCUUCCAACGCAGCAGGUGAAUCCACAGGAAGGGUGGAGCUAGUUGUCACAGCGAUGCCCCAUCUGGCAAACAGCACAAGCCGCAGUCGAGACCCGUCCUCUGAACCUGCCCCCUCCGACAUCCUAACCUCCUCUAAGGUGCCUAACAAUGAGACAAGAGGUGCAGACCGGAGGGUCUCAUUGGUGGAGCUGACAGGAAACUCAGCUCUCAUUAGAUGGAGCAGUCAAACACCUACAUCUGGAGUCAGGAUGUUCCAGGUCCAGUACAACAGCUCUGGAGAUGACACAUUGGUUUACAGGAUGAUUCCAUCCAGCAGCAAUGACUUCCUGGUUCGGGACCUCGCCGCAGGGCGCACCUACGAUCUUUGUGUCCUGGCCGUGUUUGAUGAUGUCGUCACAUCACUGACUGCAACACGUCCUUUGGGCUGUCUGACAUUCACUACAGAUACAGAGUUCAGCCAGUGCCAAGCACUGCACAGCCACUUCCUGGGUGGCACUAUGAUCAUUAUCAUUGGUGGGAUUAUUGUCGCCUCUGUGCUGGUUUUUAUUAUCAUCUUAAUGAUACGAUACAAAGUUUACAGCAACCAAGGGGCAGGCCAUGGAAAAGCAGCCAUUGCAGCAACUGGGGCGAGACCACAAAGCAAUGGACAAGGAGGAGGCGGUCAGGUUCAAGUCCUCCCUCACUCUGCCUCAAAAAUGCCUGACAGUCGGGAUGACCAAGCGUCGUCUAUGGCCAUGUCACCUAGCAACACUACGAGAGACACUGUGGCAUUGGUUGAAGAGGAGAGCAGUGGACGGAGCAUCAUGACAAGGACUGACUCCUUGGCCAAUGAGGAGUUGCUCUCACCCACCAAGGCCCGCUUCUCCCCAAGGGUCACCAUUGAGAUGAAAAGCAGACCGCCAUCUGUUGCCAAAGAGCCCACCUCCCCCAAGGAACUGGCAGAACCCUGAUGUUGUUGUUCUGAGUGGGAGAUGUGGAGAAUGAACGUCACCACCAGGGAGAAGCUGGUGAAAACUGAAGAAAAAAAAAGGCCCUAUAGCUCCUCUCCCAUUAUUUCCUGUUUACUGUACCCAUUACUUUGUUUCCACGGAUAUCAUGGGGUUAUAGACCUGUACUGUCUGGUUUACUUUUAACUGCUAAUCUUGGUUCUCAUGUCUGGAUUGGACGACCGUGUUAAGGUCUGGAAUCUGUUUGGCUAUUGACUUGGCCAGUUCCUGCAGGAUCCAGUUUUUCUUGUCAUCAAAUGCUCAAGUGGACGUAGAUAAUUGUAAAAGAUCGACACAAAAGAGGCAUGUGGAUGUGUCACGUAGUAAGAAUGGAUUGAAUAUAUGAACUUCCCACCAUCUGGAGAAGCAUCAACAUGCGCAGGCAGUGGAUGGUAAAAACAAACAAGUUGGAUGCAUAGAUAAUCACGCUCAACCUGGAUAUACAAUAUGUUAGACUGCACAAACAAAGGGAAUAAACAAACACACAGAAGCCUCUGGAUGGGUCUGGUUUGGGAUAUGAACAUGUAACUACAAACACAGAAACAACUCACUGUUUCUGCAACUAAACUCUAAGUGGGUCCACUUUAUUAAUCCAUGAGGAAUAAUGGAAUCCUGCUACAUUGACCUGAGCUGAUCAUAGCUUGGAUGAACUGGAGCUGGAUCGUAACCUUGACUUGACCAUGCUUUCUCCCAAUCUCAAGUCUGUUUCGGGACAUGCAAGGGAACUUGAACUGGUUUGAUCUGGAUAGAUCUGAAUAAUCUUGGACCCAAUGGAGCCUAAAGUGGAGUUGCACAAUGCUAAAGGAUUCAGUGAUCAGAUGCAGACUAAAACUGGACUAGAGAGGCCUAUUAUCUUUUGGUCCAGUCUGUGUGUCCCACUACGCUGGUCAAAUAUCUAUUGCUCUCCACUGGAUGGGACUGGUGAGGACCUUGCGGACCUUUACCAGCCUCUCUCUAAGCCCACUUAACCAGACCCAGUGAUCAGGAGGAAUGCCACGUGUCUCAAGUCAAGAGGGAAACAGACAAAAUAGCAGGAUAUCAGCCAAAUCACUUUAAUUCCAGUCUGGAAUUCAUUCAUUGAUAAUCAUCAUCAUCAUCACUGAAAGAGUUCACAGGUACAGAAGUCUACACUGAAAAUCGAAAUACGUAAAUGUGAAGAAAAACACUUUAUGACUGUACCUCCUGCAUUAAGCAUUAGGUUGCAUCAUGACAUCUUCAUUACCACAAAGAAGUGCUUUUGCGUGCACACAGCAUGACUGAUAACAGGCAACGUCUCGCAUAUUUCUAAAGAGGUAUCUAUCUUCAUAUGUGUCUGACAGAUAUCCUUUUAUAUUAAUCAUCAGAAUAAAAACACUGUCCCAUCGCAUCUCCCAUUGUUCUCUAUGCGCUGACCCAGAUUCCAAGCUGGUUAUUGUGAGCGGAUCAUGCGGUACACAGGUGCCCGAGAUAUGUAUGUAUCCGCAUGUGUGUGCACGUAACUGCAAACACGGCAACUCCCCAGUGUCAUCAUUAUCAUUACAAUCACAAUUGUUGUGGUUCCCUGCAGAGAUGCAAGUUGGCAGAAGAGAAAAUAGACAGAGAACCUCAGACCUUUUGACCCAUACCAGAAGAAACACACCCAGAAAGAAAAAAAAGAAAAAAAAAAACACAAAUGCUUUGUCGCUUUGUCUUCACUUUUCUCCUUCUGUGUUCUCCUUCUUUUUUUUUCUUUGGGCUUUAUCUUUUGUAUGUGUACAUAAAGCAAUUUCAAAUCUUAUAGUUUUGUACAUGUAAUUUUUAUGGUGUGUGGAAAUUUUCUAAUAAAAUAAAACAAAAAAUGGAUGACUUUCUCCUAGACUGGCUGCUUUGUUUCUUACUUCCUGUGAUGUAGUUGUCUGCCUGUCACA
Molecule: messenger RNA, 5406 nt
Organism: Larimichthys crocea (large yellow croaker)
Lineage: Eukaryota; Metazoa; Chordata; Actinopteri; Sciaenidae
Product: leucine-rich repeat and fibronectin type III domain-containing protein 1-like protein
Exons: 11
Coding region: 1457-3484 (675 amino acids)
Molecular function (GO): protein binding
Source: RefSeq, a predicted model, not a curated record